Messenger RNA from Eimeria tenella, 582 nucleotides. RefSeq lists its product as uncharacterized. The coding region runs from base 1 to 582 and encodes 193 amino acids. The transcript is spliced from 3 exons. The record is from RefSeq and is a predicted model, not a curated record. NCBI's taxonomy places the organism in Eukaryota, Apicomplexa, Conoidasida, Eucoccidiorida, Eimeriidae.
AUGGCUUUCAUUGUGUGUCCUGUCGUAUUUACCACUGAGGGUGUGUCGCAAGGGCUGAAGGGCCAAGUGAGCUGCCUGCAGCAGCCGCAGCAGGAGGGUUUGGAGUGCAAAGGAGUUGAAGAAAGAGUCGAAAAAGAAAUUGAAAAAGGAGUUGAAAAAGAAAUUAAAAAGGAAAUCGAAAAAGAAAUCAAAAAGUGUUUAAAAAGAUCUGGAGAACUUCACCAAAAGUGGCUCCUCGAAGUGGGGGUUUUGAGCGCAGACUUGAAGCGCCUCAACGCAGAAGAUCUGCUGCAGCUGCGGGGGCUGCUGGCCCGCCAGCGCUCGCAGCUGCAUGCACUUGAGGGGGACUUUGGGGCUUUCCGGGCCAGCAGCGCAGCAGCAGAGGAGCAGCUGCUGCUGCUGCGGGCCAGCAGCGCAGCAGCAGAAGAGCAGCUGCUGCUGCUGCGGGGGGCCCUGGGGGACCUCGAGCAGCAAAUGGGCCUCGAGUGCAGCAGGAAGAAAUCCCAAGAAGAAAAAGACCAAAAGAGACUUCGUGCUGCUGAGGCAAGAUCUUUUGAUUUUUCUUUUUCUUUUUCAAAUUAA